AGCCGCCUAUCACGGUGACCGCUCUCUCGGGCUUGGAAAGCGAGCCUCUGCAAGCGUUGAUGGAGGUGGUAACGGCGCGGCCAAUAGGAGCAAAGGCAGGACCCACCGUGCGUGUUCUGCUCGGGAGCGCAAAUGCGAGAACGUUCUGCGCCUUUUUCAAGAAAUCGGGUUCAACAAAGGAGCAGAUACGUGUGGAAGCCAGCUCGGCUGCCAAGCCAAGGACCAAUCGUCCCCGGAAGCAGCGUCGCGCCUUGGCCGCGGGCGUUCACCACGAACUUGCAAAUGGGGGGGAUUUUGUGCACACAAACGCCUAG
Molecule: messenger RNA, 314 nt
Organism: Klebsormidium nitens
Lineage: Eukaryota; Viridiplantae; Streptophyta; Klebsormidiophyceae; Klebsormidiales; Klebsormidiaceae
Source: the annotation of a GenBank genome assembly